Grammomys surdaster is the source of this 538-nucleotide messenger RNA. RefSeq names its product C-C motif chemokine 12. Lineage: Eukaryota; Metazoa; Chordata; Mammalia; Rodentia; Muridae. Gene Ontology annotation, biological process: cellular response to interleukin-1; lymphocyte chemotaxis; monocyte chemotaxis. The transcript has 3 exons. Bases 50 to 346 code for a protein of 98 amino acids. Gene Ontology annotation, molecular function: CCR chemokine receptor binding; chemokine activity. The record is from RefSeq and is a predicted model, not a curated record. Gene Ontology annotation, cellular component: extracellular region.
ACUGGCUCCUGAUUCCUCCAGCUUUCAUUUCGAAGCCUUUGACCUCAACAUGAAGAUCUCCACACUUGUAGGCCUCCUGCUCAUAGCUACCACCAUUAGCCCACAGGUGUUGGCUGGACCAGAUGCAGUGUUCACCCCAGUCACCUGCUGUUAUAAUGUCGUUAAGCAGAAGAUUCACAUCCGGAGGCUGAAGAGCUACAGGAGAAUCACAAGCAGCCAGUGUCCCCGGGAAGCUGUGAUCUUCAGGAGCAUACUGGAUAAGGAGAUCUGUGCUGACCCUCAGGAGAAGUGGGUUAAAGACUCCAUAAACCACUUGGAUCAGAAGUCUCGAACACAGCAUCCUUGAACCUUCAUGUCUAGGCUGAGAGUUCCAGAAAAAUCUUAUGCAUUUCCUCCUGACAUUCCCAUGGGCAGUGUGACAGUUAUUUAUCAAGAUACCUAAAGAGUGAUGCUUUUAAUAAUUUUAAGCACAAACUCGCUUAAAUAAUAUUUAAUGAUAUUUAAGUUAUAUUUGGGCCAAUUAAACUGAAUUUAAUUU